AUGGAACCAACAAAGGAAGGUGAUAUUUGCACCGUGGUCCAAGCAGCCCUGAGUGAUAACGAGAAAAGCGAUGAUUCCCAGACGCUUGUCCGCUGCGAAGACUCGUCAUCUUUUCCGGAAGGAGGAUGGCGAGCCUGGUUAGUAGUCUUGGGCGCAUGGUGCGCCAUCUUCCCAACGAUGGGGAUAAUGAAUCUGUACGGGUUGUUGGAAGACUGGCUGGCGGAACACCAGCUACAUGGAUAUUCGAAAGCAUCCAUUUCGUGGAUAUUUAGCUUGUGGCUAUUUUUCUUCUAUCUUGGUGGCAUCCAGAUCGGUAUGCAUCUCUUCCAUUCCGACGCUCAAAUAUCUACUGACGGGGUCCUAUACCUCCUCGUACCUGGCUGUAUUGGCAUGACCUUGUCGAUGAUGUUCCUCAGCGUCUCCCACGCAUACUACCAAUUCAUCUUGGGAUUUAGCAUCCUAGGUGGGCUUUCCGCGUCAGCAGUGUACACACCCAGUGCUGCGUGCAUCACGCACUGGUUUCUCAAAAAACGUGGUCUGGCGACCGGGAUCGCAACGACAGGGGGAGGCAUUGGAGGAAUCAUCUUCACCAAUGUGUUCGGAAUCCUGAGCAUUAAGAUCGGAUUCCCCUGGACAAUUCGCAUCCUGGGAUUUAUAUUCCUCGCUAGCCUAAUGGUCAGCCUGCUUACUCUUGAAGCACGUCUCCCACCUAGUUCAUCGGCAGGGAGCAAGAUCGACAUUCGCGCCCUCAAGGAGCCCGUCUUUACUAUGACUUCCAUCGCUGUCAUUUUCGCGGAAAUCGGCCUGAUAGUACUAGUUACUUAUUAUCCGUCCUAUGCACAAUCGCACGGCAUCACUGGCGCCCUUUCCUACCAGCUCAUGACGAUCAUGAGCGCAACUUCUAUCUUCGGCCGCGUCAUUCCGGGAGUUCUAGCGGAUAUAUGGGGCCGCUUCAACGUUAUGUUUGGAACCUGUGCUAUAUGUACUAUUCUGUCCUUUGGGCUGUGGUUUACAGCAGGCAACGACAGGGCAUGCAUCCUGGCUUUCGCGGCAUUGAUUGGAUUCUGGAGCGGACCAGCGAUAAGUCUGACACCCGUCUGCGUGGCUCAAAUCUCGAAAACCGAGAGCUAUGGUAAACGAUUUGGAACAACAAUCGCGUUGAUGGCAUUCGCCCUGUUAGUUGCCAUUCCUGUGGCUGGUGAGAUCUUGAAGGGGCAGAAUCGGGGGACAGUAGAGACGGAGUAUUCCGGCUUGAUUGGGUUCUGUGGCGCGGCGUAUGCUGGAGCUUGCCUGUUUCUGUUUCUAGCCAAAGGGGCCAGUGUUGGCUGGCGGGUGACCAAAGUAUUUUGAGCAAUUAGUAGGGUUUGCUCCAGAUUAAGGGUAGAUAGAAUAGAGAG
This is a messenger RNA of Aspergillus eucalypticola CBS 122712, 1397 nucleotides long. RefSeq names its product monocarboxylate permease. The coding region runs from base 1 to 1350 and encodes 449 amino acids. Gene Ontology annotation, biological process: transmembrane transport. The transcript is spliced from 3 exons. Gene Ontology annotation, molecular function: transmembrane transporter activity. Gene Ontology annotation, cellular component: fungal-type vacuole membrane. NCBI's taxonomy places the organism in Eukaryota, Fungi, Ascomycota, Eurotiomycetes, Eurotiales, Aspergillaceae. The record is from RefSeq and is a predicted model, not a curated record.